Molecule: messenger RNA, 1616 nt
Organism: Anoplophora glabripennis (Asian longhorned beetle)
Lineage: Eukaryota; Metazoa; Arthropoda; Insecta; Coleoptera; Cerambycidae
Product: putative inorganic phosphate cotransporter
Exons: 8
Coding region: 60-1499 (479 amino acids)
Biological process (GO): monoatomic anion transport; transmembrane transport
Cellular component (GO): plasma membrane
Molecular function (GO): transmembrane transporter activity
Source: RefSeq, a predicted model, not a curated record
UUGGGGAGUAUCAAAAUUGAAACUAGUCUGAUGUCUUUCUUGAAAUACAAUUAUUAAACAUGACGGAAGAAAUAAAUGGUGACGCGGUUCAGAAACCCAAUAGAUGUUUUGGAAUUCGACAUGUACAAUGCGCCUUUCUUUCCGUCAUAAUAAUAGCCGUAUCUGGAAUGCGUAACAGUCUAAGUGUCGCAGUUAUAGCUAUGGUCAGCACGAAUCCUCCAAACAAAAACAUCCCUACUUAUCCGGAAUGGGCAGAUGAGAAGAACGUGAUCUUAUCCUCGUUUUUUUGGGGUUAUAUCGUAUUCCAAUCCGUGGCUGGAAUGAUUGCUAAAAAAUACGGAGCCAAGUAUUUGCUUGGUAUCGGUAUGUUUGUAAACUCCGUAUUCUGUUUAAUUAUGCCAUACUUUGGAUCGCAGUUCGGCUACCAAGGCGUAAUAGUCUGUAGGGUGAUACAGGGUCUGACUCAAGGUCCUCUUCUACCUUGCUGUCACAAUUUGCUGAGCAAGUGGUUACCGCUUCAAGAGAGGGGGAAAAUGGGAAAUUUUGUUUACGCAUGUUUUCCUCUAGGUACCGUUAUAUCUUUGCCUUUAGCAGGGGUUAUAUCUUCGUCUGCGGCAGGAUGGCCCACGGUUUUCUAUCUAUAUGGAGGAAUUAGCUUAGUAUGGUCGAUUCUUUGGUUGAUAUUCGGUUCAAACAGCCCUUCAACGGACAGGUUUAUUUCCGAAGAUGAGAAGAUGUACAUACAAACUGGAACAGCUACAGACGAAGAAAAGUCCAUUGCUACGCCCUGGAAGGCCAUUUUUACAUCAGGGCCAUAUUAUGCCAUUAUAAUAUGCCACUGUGGGACCAGCUUGGGUGAUUAUACCAUGAUGUCAGAAACUCCAAGUUACAUGGAGAAAAUUAUGGAUUUUGACCUUGCGUCCAACAGUUUUCUGUGUGCCCUUCCGUCUUUAGGCCAGUAUGUAGUGGGUAACCUUUUGGGUCAAAUAACCAGUCGGCUGAUAGAAAAGGGCGUUCUAAGUGUGGGGGCUGCAAGAAAGCUAAGCAAUUCUUUAGCAACCUUUGUACCAGCCUUGUUUCUGUUUCUGAUGGUGUUCCUGGGGCCUGAUCAAUCGGCACUCACCCUAGUUUCUUUGAUUGUUGGUGUUGGGAUGCUGGGAGCGAUUUAUUCUGGAUACUUGAUAAAUCACAUGGACAUAUCUCCUGUACACGCUGGAACUCUGAUGGGCAUCGGGAAUAGCCUGGGGAAUAUUUUUGGGUUCGUAGCCCCACUGUCCGUGGACGCAAUAUCAAGUAUUAGCGGAUACAACGAGACGCUAAAAGAACUGUGGAACAUAGUAUUUUCUGUAUCAGGGAUCGUGUUGGUAGCAACAGGAAUAUCGUAUAUUAUCCUAGGAUCGGGAGAAGAACAGCCUUGGAGCAGGGUUGAAGAUAGAACGAUAUCAAAGGUUCGAAAAGGUGAUCCACUCAGAAAGUUAAGUACUAUCUCCUUUUUGUAGAUCAACUCCAAGUAGUAUUUUUAGUUUUAAAAUUGUAUUUGUAAUUGGUAUGCAUUUGUAACUGUGAUAUUUUAACUAGUGAUGUUUGUAAGUUUAUUUAAUAAAAUACAUCCAGUA